Messenger RNA from Frieseomelitta varia, 1409 nucleotides. Its product is annotated as zinc carboxypeptidase-like. The transcript has 7 exons. Gene Ontology annotation, molecular function: zinc ion binding; metallocarboxypeptidase activity. NCBI's taxonomy places the organism in Eukaryota, Metazoa, Arthropoda, Insecta, Hymenoptera, Apidae. Bases 113 to 1342 code for a protein of 409 amino acids. The record is from RefSeq and is a predicted model, not a curated record. Gene Ontology annotation, biological process: proteolysis.
ACGAUCCGAUGGAAAUAAUCGUUGGUGCCGUGUGCAGGUGAAACGUUUAAAUACAGAGGUGGAAGUAGCAAUAAGACAAGUCUUCUCUCGUAAUCACAUAGGGAGAGGCACUAUGUGGAAGUUAAUUUUCGUCGCUUUGGUCGCUUUGGCGACAGCCGAGAAAGUAAAGUACGACAACUACCAGGUGUUCCGUGUUACACCUCAGACAGAAGAACAGGUCGAAGUCAUCCGCAACUUGGAAGAAAUUUCUGAUGGAUUCUCUUUCUGGAAAGAGCCAAACACUGUGCAAAAUCACGCGGACGUGAUGGUUGCUCCCCACAAAAUCCCGGACUUCCAGGACAUAAUGAAGAAGUUCGACAUCCCCUAUGACACCUACGUCAGCGACGUUCAAGCUUUAAUCGACAAUGAAUUACCACCGGCCCAACCUUUAGUCUCGUUCGACUUCACCCGCUAUCAUACUCUCGACGAGAUCUACGCCUUCUUGGAUUCACUUGCCAAGGAAAAUCCCGGCAAAGUGCAAGUGAUCGUCGGUGGAAAAACACACGAGGGUCGUCAGAUCAAAGGAGUGAAAUUGACCUUAGGCAGCAGCAAAAGUGGAAUCGUCUUGGAGGGUGGAAUUCAUGCUAGAGAAUGGAUCUCUCCGGCUUCCAUUCUUUACAUAGUGAACGAGCUUCUACAGAACAAGAACGCUGAUGUCAGACAACUCGCCGAGUCUCACGAGUGGUACAUCUUCCCUGUCGUCAACCCUGACGGAUAUGUGUACACUCACACCACGAACCGUUUGUGGAGAAAGACUCGCAAACCAUACGGUUUGUGCUAUGGAAGUGAUCCUAACAGGAAUUGGGGAUACAAAUGGAUGUCUGGUGGUGCUAGCAACAACCCAUGCUCUGAAACUUACGGCGGAAGUUCCGCGUUCUCUGAUGUUGAAACGAAGAGUCUGUCCGAAUACCUGACAUCGAUUUCCAGCAAAUUCAAUGCCUACGUUUCUUUCCACAGCUAUUCUCAACUUUUGAUGUUCCCCUACGGUCACACUACACAGCAUCUGGAUAAUUACAACGACGAACUUCAAAUAGCUAACAAGGCAGUCCAGGCUAUUUCUAAGCGCUAUGGAACCAAAUAUAAGGCCGGGAACGUCGCCGAAACCAUUUACAUCGCAAGCGGAAGCUCAGUGGACUGGGUGAAAGGAACUUUCCAUAAACCUGUCACCUACACGUACGAAUUACGCGACACCGGCCGUCAUGGUUUCUUGCUUCCGGCUGAUCAGAUCGCUCCUACCGCGCUGGAAACCUUGGACUCUUUAGUUGCUAUGUUCAAGGAAGCUAAAGCUCGAGGAUACAAAUAAACGCAAUAAAUAAACUAACAGGUUAAAAUCAAUAACGAUAAGUCAACGUAAUAAAUAAGUUUUACAA